Molecule: messenger RNA, 4355 nt
Organism: Macrosteles quadrilineatus (aster leafhopper)
Lineage: Eukaryota; Metazoa; Arthropoda; Insecta; Hemiptera; Cicadellidae
Product: transcription elongation factor SPT5-like
Exons: 21
Coding region: 276-3620 (1114 amino acids)
Biological process (GO): transcription elongation-coupled chromatin remodeling; regulation of transcription by RNA polymerase II; transcription elongation by RNA polymerase II
Cellular component (GO): DSIF complex
Molecular function (GO): mRNA binding; protein binding
Source: RefSeq, a predicted model, not a curated record
AUUAGUGAUUACUGAUUAGUGAAGUUGGAGGGACUUGGAUGGGAGGGAGAUAAAAGUAAUAAUAAUUUUUACUAUACCAAAAAGCUGAAAAUAUCGCCCGGUUUGGUUGGUUUUUUCAUUCGUCUGUUCUUGUCAUCAUAUAAAGCUUAAUAAAUAGUCUUGGUUAUGUUUCGUUUCGGGUUUCGGUAAAUGUGUCAGACAAUCAGUGCUGUAGAUCACUGAAAACUUCUCUGUUAUUUUAUCAGUGUUUCUAAGAAAAAACAACAUAAGGAAUCAUGUCAGAUGCAGAGGAUUAUGACAGUGAGGCAGGCAGCGAAGCUGGUAGCGGAAGUUACCAGGGUAGUGAACCGGGGAGUCCAAGAGGAAGUGAGCCAGGCAGUCCUCAGGCCAGUGAGCCCGGUAGUCCCCGAGGUAGUGUACGAGGCAGUGGUCGAGGUAGUGACUCUGAACCGGAGGCACGCAGUCGUAGUGUGAGUCCUAGUCGAAGUCGCAGCCGCAGCAGGAGUGUUAGCCGAUCACGUAGCAGGUCCCGAAGUCGCAGUCGAAGCCCUAGUGGAUCUGAGGCCGAAGAAGCUGAGAGGAAAGGAUCAGGAAGUGAGGUUGAAGAUGAGGAGGAGCCUGAAGGAGAAGAUCUCAACUCGGAGGAUGAAUAUGAUGAAGAAGAAGACGAAGAUGACGACAGACCACACAAAAAAAAGAAGAAGAAUGACAGAUUUGGUGGUUUUAUCAUUGACGAGGCUGAAGUCGACGAUGAGCCUGAAGAUGACGACGAGUGGGAAGAAGGAGCGCAGGAGAUCGGCAUUGUUGCCAAUGAGAUGGAGGAGCUUGGACCAACGGCUCGGGAGAUAGAGGGACGUAGAAGAGGAAAUACCUUGUGGGAUUCCCAGAAAGAAGAUGAGAUCGAAGAGUACCUACGCAAGAAGUACGCAGACGAGUCACAAGCAGCGAGACAUUUUGGAGAUGGUGGCGAAGAUAUGUCUGAUGAAAUCACACAACAAACUCUAUUGCCUGGCGUCAAAGAUCCAAAUCUGUGGAUGGUCCGAUGCCGUAUCGGAGAGGAGAAGAACACAGCGCUGUUGCUGAUGCGGAAGUUCAUCACGUACCAGAACACGGAGGAUCCACUGCAGAUCAAGAGUGUGGUGGCACCUGAGGGUGUCAAGGGAUACAUCUACAUAGAGUCUUACAAGCAACCCCAUGUCAAACAGGCCAUAGAGAAUGUAGGAAACCUGCGCAUGGGCAUCUGGAAACAACAGAUGGUGCCCAUCAAGGAAAUGACUGAUGUACUACGAGUGGUCAAGGUGCAGACUGGACUGAGACCCAAGCAAUGGGUCCGACUCAAACGUGGUCUGUACAAGGAUGACAUCGCCCAAGUGGACUACGUAGACCUCGCUCAGAACCAGGUCCAUCUCAAGCUGCUGCCCAGAGUUGACUACACCAGGCCUCGAGGUGCUCUGCGCAACAACCAGACGGAGAGUGAGGCUAAUAAGAGGAAGAAGAAAAGGCGUCCGCCAGCCAAACCAUUUGACCCAGAGGCUAUCAGAGCUAUUGGAGGAGAAGUGACGAGUGACGGAGAUUUCCUCAUCUUUGAGGGCAACCGCUACAACCGCAAGGGCUUCCUAUACAAGAACUUCACCAUGAGUGCCAUCAUAGCCGAUGGUGUAAAGCCAACACUCUCAGAGCUGGAGAAGUUCGAGGAGGCUCCAGAAGGUAUUGACAUAGAGUUGCCCACGGGUGGGAAAGACGACGGACCAGGCCACUCGUUCAGCGCUGGCGAUAACGUCGAGGUGUGCCAGGGAGAGUUGAUGAACCUGCAGGGUAAAAUCCUGUCCAUCGACGGUCACCUGAUCAUGAUCCUGCCAAAGCACGAGGACCUGCACGAGCCUCUGGAGUUCCAGGCGUCAGAGUUGAGGAAGCUAUUCCGUACCGGGGACCACGUGAAGGUGCUGGCCGGGAGAUACGAGGGGGAGACCGGGCUGAUAGUGCGAGUGGAGGAGAACAGAGUGGUGUUGUUCUCUGAUCUGACCAUGCACGAGCUGGAAGUGUUGCCACGAGACUUGCAGCUGUGCUCGGACAUGGCUACUGGCGUGGACAGCCUGGGACAGUUCCAGUGGGGCGACCUGGUGCAGCUAGAUGUCCAAAAUGUCGGUGUCAUAGUGAGGUUAGAGAGAGAAAACUUCCACGUUCUCAGUAUGCAAGGCAAGGUUGUGGAGGCCAAACCACAAGCACUACACAAGAAGAAGGAGGUUAGACACACCGUGUCUCUGGACUCUGAACAGAACACUAUACAGAGGAGAGACAUUGUCAACGUCAUCGACGGGCCUCACUCUGGUAGGGAUGGAGAAAUCAAACACCUGUACCGUAACUUUGCCUUCCUGUACUCCAGAAUGUAUCUUGAUAACGGAGGCAUAUUUGUCUGCAAGACUCGACAUCUUCAUCUGGCUGGUGGUUCAAAGAACCAGAACAACACAGGACUGAUGCCAGGGUUCAUGUCGCCUCGUAUCUCCUCCCCCAUGCACCCCAGUGGAGGUGGUGGGGCUGCUGGAGGUGGUGGGAGGGGGAGGGGCAGAGGUGGAGGGGGGGUCAGGAGGGACAGAGAUCUCAUUGGACAGAUCAUCAAGAUCACCAGAGGCCCUUACAAAGGAAAUGUUGGAAUGGUCAAAGAUGCCACAGAGUCCACGGCUAGAGUGGAACUUCAUUCAUCUUGUCAGACAAUAUCCGUUGACAGAUCUCACAUCGCAACUGUCGGAAUGCCUAACAAGGAUGGCUCCAUCUCCAGCUACAACCGCACUCCUGGCUAUGGUGGUGCGGCCACUCCAAUGUACGGACGAGACGGCAGCAAGACUCCCAUGCACGGCUCUCAGACACCUCUGUACGAAGCUGGAUCACGUACGCCGCACUACGGGAGCAUGACCCCGUCCCACGACGGGUCACGUACACCUGGAGCUUGGGACCCCACCAUCACCAACACACCUGCUCGCACUGACCCGGACAACUACAGUCUGGACGAGUUUGGUGGUCACCCGAGCACUGGACCGUAUACUCCACAGACCCCGGGGGCGAUGUAUGGUAGUGACCAGAGCUACUCUCCCUACCAUGCUAGUCCAUCCCCUACUGGCUACCAUAGUGGCAGUUCAGCGUAUGUGCCCACUCCUAGUCCCAGCAGUGCAGUGAAUGUAGGGGCUUAUGGCACUCCGUCUCCCAUGAGCUACAGUCCACUCACCCCUGGCGCUGCACCAUCUCCUUACAACUCACAUGCUACUGGUAUUGAUCCCAUGAUGCAGGAUUGGCAUACGACUGAUAUAGAAGUGAGGGUGAGAGAGAACCAUGACGACCCAGACCUAGUGGGACAGAUAGGUACCAUCCGCAGUAUAUCGGGUGGUCUGUGCAAUGUGUUCUUGCCAGACGAGGAUCGUACGGUGAGCAUCAGCUGUGAACAGUUGGAGCCUGUCAUCCCUUCGUGGCCGAACCCUGUCAAGGUGAUCAUGGGAGAAGACAAGGAGCGAACCGGCUUCCUUCUGUCCAUCGACAAUCAAGAGGGUGUCGUCAAACUGGACGAUGACGACGUCAAGAUGUUACAACUGCGGUACUUGUGUAAAUACAGCAAACCAGGACAGGACUAGACUGAUAUGUAGUGUUACAUACUGCUUUAUUAUCAAUUCCCAAAAUCUGACUUGUUAUAUAUUUUGAGUUGUUCAGGCUUUGGUGUCAAUAAGCCUAUUCUGGCUCUUGAAUGUUAUCAGGUAGGCUUUUUGUUUGGAUGUAUAAACUAAAUUGUUUUUGAGAUGUUUCAAAGCCAGGAAUUUUAAACAGUUCUAAAUGAAAACUGUAUCAGAGUUAAGUGUUUGUAAAAAAGAUUGUUUUUUAUGGAUGGUUCUCUAAAAAAUCUAAAAAAGUAGAGCUCAUACUUUUUUACUUUUUUUACUGAACUAUCAAAUAUUUAGAGAUUGUUAUUUUAAAUUGUUUUAAAAAUUUGUAUGAUGUUAUUUUUAACGGUUUUGAAAAUUGUAGUUAAAGGAUUGUCUAAAUAGUACAAACAAUAUUGCUGUACUAAAAUUGUGUUUUUAAGUGAUUUUCUAAAGGUUUGUUAACUAAACAAGUAUUUUUCCUAGAUUUUGCCUCCUCAACAAACAGAUGUAUUGAAGAUUCAUUAAUUGGUUUACAUCAUGUCAAUAUAACCAAAGCCUGUACACCUGUAAUAUAUAUUUUGUUGUAGUUUUCAUUCUUGAUCAUUUGAAUUUUUGAAUUAUUUUUUUACUUUAGUGAUGGAAUAAUAUUAUGGAGACAUGAAAUUUUUAUUUAUAGUCUUACAAAGUAUUAUAUGGAUAAAAUUGUGGAAAUUUGAAAUACAGAAAAUG